Solanum lycopersicum (tomato) is the source of this 1335-nucleotide messenger RNA. NCBI's taxonomy places the organism in Eukaryota, Viridiplantae, Streptophyta, Magnoliopsida, Solanales, Solanaceae. The record is from RefSeq and is a predicted model, not a curated record.
AUGGAGGAUCACGUGGAGAAGUUGUGCAAGGUGUUCAAGGUUUCGCGCGACAAUGCCUUGUGCAUAAAGCGGGAGAAAUGCAUCUUCGCUCAACCUACUGUCCAAUUCCUCAGGCAUACAAUCAGCCACGGAGAGAUAAGGAUAGACGGCGACAAGGUGGAACCUAUUAAGAUUUGCGAGGCUCCAACGAAGGUACCCGAAUUGUGUUUCUUCCUUGGCCUUGCCAAUUAUUUUCGAUGCUUUAUUUUCAGAUAUUCGGCUAUUGCAGCCACACUCACCGAUUUGCUUAAGAAGAACCGUGAGUGGGAAUGGUCGGAUCCUUGUCAAGCUGCCUUCGAGAGGCUUAAGGCUGCUGUGAUGGAAGAACCUUUUUUGGCCUUGCCUUAUUUCCCUAAGGUGUUUGAGGUUCACACUGAUUCGUCAGACUUUGCUACUGGUGGCGACCAAAUGCAAGAGGCCCACCCGAUUGCGUUUGAAAGCAAAAAACAGAAUGACGCAGAGAGGCGAUAUUCUGCUCAUGAAAAGGAGAUGAAGGACUUCUUAGUAGAAUUCAGUUUCACAUUCGAGUACAAGCCAGGGAAGGCUAAUGUUAUUGCCGACGCGCUUACUCACAAGGAUGCCUUUGCUGCAAUCUGGGCUAACCUUCGGCUUAUGUUGAUCAAAGAUGGGCCCGGCACGGCUUCGGUUGGUAAUCCUGGGCAGAAGAGAACCUUAGCCUUGAUAGAGGCUUCUUACUAUUGGCCUUGGAUGUGGGACGACAUCGAGGUGUAUGUGCGGACUUGUCUAAUUUGUCAACAAGACAAGGUCGAGACGAAGGUACCGGGUGGACUGCUCGAGCCGCUCCCCAUUGCUAAAAAACCUUGGGACAGCGUCACGAUGGAUUUCAUUACUUGCUUGCCGAACUCGAAAAGGAUUGGAAAUAUUAUGGUCGUAGUGGAUCGCUUCUCAAAAUAUGCAAGAUUCAAUGCCAGGACGGCCAGUUGCAAGGCUAAAGAGGAAGCCCGUAUCUUCUUGCGCGACGUCAUCAAGUAUUGGGGCAUUCCCAAGCACGUCAUUAAAGAUCGAGAUCCUCAAUUUGCUCUCUCAUUUUGGAGAGAGUUAUUUAGUCGCUUGGGGUCAGAAUUGCACUUUUUGACCAGUUUCAAUCCUCAAACAGAUGGGCAGACCGAGCGGAUCAACGUGCUGUUGGAGUGCUAUUUGCGGCACUAUGUGAGCGAUGUGAUGGGGAGGAGUCCUUUAGAAUUAGCAACAGUGCGGCGGCCUAAUCCGCCCCAAUCCUUGCCCGUUGAUGCCGGUUUGAAUAGUCCGGGUGCCUAUCAUAUGGCGAAAGCCUAG